Exophiala bonariae is the source of this 810-nucleotide messenger RNA. RefSeq lists its product as uncharacterized. Gene Ontology annotation, cellular component: SAGA complex; transcription factor TFIID complex. Bases 1 to 810 code for a protein of 269 amino acids. Gene Ontology annotation, molecular function: transcription coactivator activity; RNA polymerase II general transcription initiation factor activity; protein heterodimerization activity. Gene Ontology annotation, biological process: DNA-templated transcription initiation; RNA polymerase II preinitiation complex assembly. Lineage: Eukaryota; Fungi; Ascomycota; Eurotiomycetes; Chaetothyriales; Herpotrichiellaceae. The record is from RefSeq and is a predicted model, not a curated record. The transcript has a single exon.
AUGAGUUCACCCGCAAACCAACCCGGGCCUCUGACCCCUCCAGCAGAACCGGCAACACAGCAGACUCAAGCCACGCAGCCCUCACAGCCGACAGCACAGCCACAAGUCGAAGCUCUCCUCUCUCAACCUCUCACCUCCCUGUCUGACAAUGGCAGUUCUAGAAGACCACGAGAUCAUCGUCUGAUACAUCUCUUACUUGUGUCGCAUGGCAUUGCCGCUUAUCAGCAACGGGUUCCUUUGCAACUCAUGGACUUCGCAUACCGGUAUACAAGCACUGUUUUGACGGACGCGCUGUAUAUUCAAACCGAGGCAUACGAUCAAGCCGACGGCGGUACCCAGACUAAAGGUCGUGGCGCAAAACAUAAUCAAAAGCAGUCGGAAGAAGGCGAUAUUAGCAUAGCCGCUCUACGCAUGGCCAUUGGUUCCAAAGUCGGUCAUCAAUUCCAAGGCAGUUUGCCAAAGGAGUUUCUCAAAACCCUCGCUGACGAGCGCAAUCGAAUAUCACUCACUUCACAAGCGAGGGAGGGAGACAAGGGUGGCCCAAUGGUUGGUGGGCUCAAACUUCCGAUGGAGAAAUACUGCCUGUCGGGCGUAGGAUGGGGUCUCAAGGACGCAUGGGACAGUGAAGGCGAAGAAAGUCCUGAUGAGGAAGAGGUGCCCGAAGAGAGACCGGAACCUGAAGAUCUUAUGAUGGAAGACCGAGAAGAGGGUGACCCUGAUGAAGAAGGGAUUGGCAAUAUGGAGGAUGUCUUCGGGCCUGAUGAUACUUCGGGCGAUAAAGAUGGUGACGAGGAGAUGCAAGAUCUAUGA